AUGCUUGUGAGACAAAAUACAAAUAGGUCAUUUAAUUUCACACCUAAAGAGCAGCCAAAACCAAUAUUGAAUGUCCCUUAUCUUAUGAUUACAAAUGCGCCUGGUUCUCCUGAUGCUCUCUCAUAUAUAGUAUCAAUUCUGAAUUCUCCACCUCCUUCAAGAACACUUAAUACUUUAAAAACCUUGAUGUUUGUUACUAAAGAUAUACCUUUUUUCACUAAAAUAAAACAAGAAUAUAAUGAAGAUGCUCACAAAAAUUGCUGUCAAUAUAUGUGUUACUUUUUUAGUAAAAAAGGUGAAUUUGUUAUAAACGCUGGAGAGUAUGGGGACACCUUUUAUAUUAUUUUGCAAGGAGUCGUGAAAGUAUUAGUCCCAACGUCUAGCCCAGGGCAGCCAGACACUUUGAUUGAAGUUGCUACAUUGGAGGCUGGAUCCGCAUUUGGUGAGCUUGCACUUUUGAAAAACCAGCCUAGGGCAGCAAGCAUUAUUUGUACAGAAGACUGCCAUUUUGCUACGCUCAGCAAAGAGCCUUAUUUGAGAAUUUUAGGAAAAUUAACUGCACAGAAACUCGAUGAGUUAGUUAGUUUUUUAUCCAAGCUUCCUGUAUUUUCAAGCUGAACUGCUAAGUCUUUAGUAAACCUAAGCUAUUAUUUCACACAAGUAAAAUUCACAAGGAAUCAAGUUAUAUAUAGCGAAGGCGACCCACCAGCCUGCGCGUAUAUUAUAAGAGAAGGAGAAGUUCAAUUGACAAGGUCAUAUAAAAUUCAAAUACCAAGCAAUAAUAAAUCGCUAUGCACAUUGAAAAAUCGCAUAAAAAAACACCAAAAAAUCAAAGUAGCUAUAUUAACAAAAGGAGAAAUGUUUGGUGAUGCUGAAUUAUUAAGCAAUAAUCCAAGAAGUUAUACUUGUACGUGUAGCUCCAGUGAAGUCGAUUUACUUACAAUAAGUAAAUUAGAAUUUAAACGAAGAAUAAUAAAAGAAGAGUCCAUUUUCUACAUAAUGAAAAAAAAUAAAAUCAAAGAAGAAUGCAGAGAAACCACCUAUGGAGGAGUUGCUGGGAUUAAUAUUCAAAAAUCUAAGGUCAUUGAGCCUUUAAAAGAUAUAGAAACUCAUAAAGACAGCUCAAUUAUUAAUGAUCUGAAAACGCUGAGUCCAUCAUAUUUUCAAAAAAUUCAUCAUGAUUCGCCAAAACUGCUAAAAGUGCCUACAUUUGACAAAAUUUCUAAAAGCCAAUUAAGCCCGAAAUUGAUGAGGUCUAUACCAUCAUCCCCAAGAAAAAGCAGAAGAUCUUUAACUGAAAGAGACUCAUUAGGGAUUACUCCAAGAGCAAUAAGAAACACACCGAAAUUGAAUUUGGAGCUUUUAGAAACCAGCACAAAAGGCACAAAAAGUUCAGGGUUGCCAAGCAUAAGGCAUGCCCCAAUAUCACCAAGAGAGCUGAAAUAUUAUAUGAAUUUUCGAAGUGACUCACCAAUCUAUUAUCCAAUGACAUCAAGACAGUAG
Messenger RNA from Blepharisma stoltei, 1503 nucleotides. NCBI's taxonomy places the organism in Eukaryota, Ciliophora, Heterotrichea, Heterotrichida, Blepharismidae. The record is from the annotation of a GenBank genome assembly.